Messenger RNA from Andrographis paniculata, 644 nucleotides. Its product is annotated as protein SENESCENCE-ASSOCIATED GENE 21, mitochondrial-like. The record is from RefSeq and is a predicted model, not a curated record. Gene Ontology annotation, biological process: response to stress. The coding region runs from base 113 to 406 and encodes 97 amino acids. Lineage: Eukaryota; Viridiplantae; Streptophyta; Magnoliopsida; Lamiales; Acanthaceae. The transcript is spliced from 3 exons. Gene Ontology annotation, cellular component: mitochondrion.
CGCGGCCAAUUUGGGGGGCACCCUUUCAUUUCUUCGUCGCCGUCGACAUCUCCGCAGAUCGGAUUAACAUUGCGCUUUGGAGCUUCUUCGUGAAUUCUCUCGUUAACAACAAAUGGCUGUGUCUCUACGCGGCGUCUCUUCCUUCGUCGCCAAGGAAAUCUCAGCCAAUUCCGUCAGGAGGGUAAACGCCUCGACUUCGGCGGCGCACACCGCCGCUGCUGCUCAGGCGGCGGCGUUGAAUAUAGGCUCAGCAGAGCUGCCGAGGAGGACGGCAUGGGUGCCGGACCCGGUCACCGGAUACUACCGCCCUGAGAACGCCGGCGACACCGUCGACCCGGUCGACUUGCGGUCGAUUGUUCUGAAACAAAAGACCGCCAACGAACCGGGACGAGAAACGGCCAAUUAAUUAUCAGCCGUUCGAUCUCAUCUCAUCUCAUCUAAUUUAUUUAUCUGAUUUUAUGUUGAUCCCGGUCAUAUAAUUCGUUCUGCUUACUCAGGAUAGUCCAUUCUCUAGAAUUCUAUAAGAGAGAGAUUGACUAACAAGCAGUUGUUAAUUAUCUGUCAGUUGAUGGAAGCUACACUAAAUAAUAUAAUUGGAUGUUGAUUGAAUUAUUAUGGGGUUUUUAAAUUUAUUAUAAUAAUGU